This is a messenger RNA of Gopherus flavomarginatus (Mexican gopher tortoise), 4878 nucleotides long. RefSeq names its product limb and CNS expressed 1 like (gene LIX1L). NCBI's taxonomy places the organism in Eukaryota, Metazoa, Chordata, Testudines, Testudinidae. The record is from RefSeq and is a predicted model, not a curated record. Gene Ontology annotation, cellular component: cytoplasm. Gene Ontology annotation, biological process: autophagosome maturation. Bases 67 to 1077 code for a protein of 336 amino acids. The transcript is spliced from 6 exons.
CUGGAGCUGCGCAGCCCCCUCCUCGGCUCAGUCGGGGCAGGCUACGGAGGCCGACAGGCGGCGGCGAUGAUGAUGGAGUCGGUGCGCGCCCAGCGGCUGCAGCCCGGGGUGGGGACGCUGCGCUCCCUGCGCCCCGGGGUGACCGGGGCCCCCGCGGCGGCAGCCUCGGCCCCUCCGCCCCCCGCUCCUCCCCCGCUGCCGGCGGCGCCCCCGGCGCUGGUGCUGCCGCCGCCUCCUCCGGGGCUGCCGGGCCCGGGGGCCUCGCCGGGCGGAGCGGGGCCCCCGGCCGUGCUGCGCGAGGCGGUGGAGGCGGUGGUGCGCAGCUUCGCCAAGCACACGCAGGGCUACGGCCGAGUGAAUGUUGUGGAAGCUCUUCAGGAGUUCUGGCAGAUGAAGCAGUCACGUGGUGCUGAUCUGAAAAACGGAGCCCUGGUGGUGUACGAGAUGGUCCCUUCCAACAGCCCCCCUUAUGUCUGCUAUGUCACGUUGCCUGGGGGGAGCUGCUUUGGCAGCUUCCAGUUCUGUCCGACCAAGGCUGAAGCCAGGAGGAGCGCUGCGAAGAUUGCACUAAUGAAUUCUGUCUUUAACGAGCACCCCUCCCGGAGGAUCACUGAUGAGUUCAUUGAGAAGAGUGUCUCGGAAGCCUUGGCAUCUUUCAACGGUAAUCGAGAAGAAGCCGAUAACCCGAACACUGGAAUUGGUGCUUUCCGUUUCAUGCUGGAAUCCAACAAGGGAAAAUCAAUGUUAGAGUUUCAGGAGCUGAUGACCGUCUUCCAGCUGUUGCAUUGGAAUGGCAGCCUCAAAGCCAUGCGAGAGAGGCAGUGCUCACGGCAGGAGGUGCUGGCUCACUAUUCGCACCGUGCUCUGGAUGACGACAUAAGGAACCAGAUGGCCAUGGACUGGGUGAACAGGGAGCAGAGCACCCCAGGAGUCCUUUCCAGAGAGCUGUCCUCGACGGAGAGGGAGCUGGAUGAAGCCCGACUAGCUGGGAAAGAGCUGCGUUUCCACAAGGAGAAGAAAGACAUCCUGAUGCUGGCGGCUGGCCAGCUGGGGAGCAUGCACUCCUCCAACUGCUAGACUCUGCACGCAAACUGUUCAGCUUCUCCAUGCCUACUAACAAUUCCACAUUGAAGGGAUCUGUACCGUAUCACUUAGGGCACAUAGCUGCCUCUUUUUCCAGAGUCGUGGCCCAUUUGCACAUUUUUUUAAGAAGAUGUUUUUAAAAGUUUCUGUACAGAUUUUUACCCUUUAGUAUUAGCCUUUAGAUUACUUUUCAGUUUUCGAUCUGCUAAAGAAUUCCUUCGCUUUAAAAGUGCAUUUAAAAAAAAAAUGCAGCCUUUCAGUGUUAACACUACUCUAAAGACCUCCGUUCAACCUAGGUACUCUACGGAUGACCGUAUUCAGUGGAAAUGUAGCAUUUCCCCAGGGAGAUCUGGAUUUGAAGAGAUCCAGAUGGCAUGUUACGCAAAACUGCCUUUCCUUCUGCUUUUGCAGUCUGAGGGGUUUGGUCAAACCCCUCUUCUUUUUGAAAAGCACAGCACCUAGCAAUAUGUUCUGCUCCUUUGUACUAGAAUUCAUGCUCCAAUGGAGAACACCUCAAAGCACAUACAUGGAGUUUCAGAUCUGGGAUUUUGAUUUGCUCCAUUAUAGAAAUAUGGGGUCAGUCUGCAAAAUUGCCAUCUGCAUCUGAGAUCAGAUUGAAAACUCCACGAAGUGUUACAGGAUGGGAGGUUUAGAUCUGUUUUUAGCUUCGAUCUUUUCUCUCUUGUACAGAAAGAGAGUCAGCUGGCGACAUAUGUUCAAACUGCUUCCUUAAUACCAAAUUACAAGACUCUGGUGGUGUUUAAGGGAUUGGCUUUGGUAUUAAGGAAUUGGGUUCAGCUUUUUAAUUAUGUCUGUACUAGAGAGAGCUCCCAGCCCUAAGAACUCUGCAGUCCCCCUCUUGAAUCCCCUUUGAACUUUCAUGGGAUUUGCCCCUAGCCCCGCAGGAGUGGAUGAGCUUGGAAUGCCAUUCCCUAGGCUGACUAGUAGGUGGUGCUAUGAAGAUGCUCGACUUCUAGGAAAGUGUACUGUCCACUUCAUAAGUUACUUAGUCUCACCUAGGCUGGGGAUGCCAGAGUUCUGAGGCUAUCCUACCACUGUCUGGUGUCAUGCUAUUGCCUCCAUGCUAGCAACCUGGCUUUGGGUUGCUUUUGAACACAAUGUCGGACUAAACCUUUUUCAGGAAGACCUAAUAAACACUUGCCAGAUAUUUAGAACUGGCUAACGGAAACAUUGGGGGAACUGUUCCAGAUGUAGCACCAAAGGCCCCGUGUUUACUACCUUGUUGACCAGAACUGUAUUAACCUCUUGAAGCAGAACCUGGAUCCAGCUGGUCCCCAGCAGUGAAAGGUCAGAUCUGGAUCCAAACCUUAUGGUUCAGCCUCAACUACACUUGGUUUCUUUUGGCCAGCGUAGAGAGGUCUGAACCAAGUUAUAAACAGGGCUGCACCUAGUCUAUAGCACACUAACUUGUUUAUAAUAUGGGUCAGAUCCGUCUUGAGGAUGCCAAGAACAGUCUCCCUACAUGGUUUUCCUCCCCAAAAGGUUUAGAUUACCCAUGCAAAAUAGUAGGCUGCAGAGGGCUGCAUUUAAUCUCCACUUUGGAACUUGCUCUGUUUGUUAUAGUGUUGCUUGAACAAAAGAUUCCUGACAUGUAAAUUUAUAUCUGCACUAUUUUUUUAAACUGAUAGAGCCCCGCACUUAGUAUAAAUAUUAGCCCUGUAGUACAAGUAGCUUAAAAGCAUCCUUUCAAAUACCCAGAUGUGUCUGUCAUUCAGAUUUAUAGCAGAAAGGGGAAAAAAUGCCAGCUGCAGAAUAGCAGCACAAAAGGGAAAUCCAAUCGAGACAAAAACUGCAUUCCCAACUCCUCUCUAGGGUCUGCUUAUCCCAGGGAUUGACACUGAGCUUUCCUAACAGGCUAGGCACUCAGUUGUGAACCAUUUCUUAGUUACCUAACUGCCCUAAGAAAGUUGAAAGAAAUCUACUGGGGUUAAUCUAUUUUGCCCAAGUAGAACCCUCAUGGUCAGAAAUAGUUUGUGGAUGUCUAUGUCAUGGGCAGAAAAACUGCAGCUUUGUGGAGAUGGGGGCAGUUGCGAGCACUGUUUUACUCAAGUCAUAUUUACUGAAGAUGUAAUCAAAGCACAACCAUAGAACUGUUUGAUCGUUGGCUUCUACACAGUUGUUUGGGGGGAGGGAGGCAGGGGAAGGAAGGAGUUAACACCUUGGGCACCCCUUACUUCUUCUUGGCCCUCAAAUGAUUCCAGUCUGCUAAAUUCUCCUGUGCACACAGAUGCCACUUCAAUGCAAGCAGGUAUUCAUUGCUCUGGUUACAAACUGAAAACAUUUCACUGCUUGCACCAGGGAAAAAUAGGAAGUAAUUGCAGCCCAGCCCAUCCAAGUCCCUGGAUUUCUGAUCUUUGUGCAUCUGUGACACAUCUAAUGGGCAUUAGGGAGCCCAUAUUUCAUAUUUUGUUGUUUUGGGCCUUAGCCCAAACUUGCACUUUGAUCAAAGAUCCAGAUCCAUUUGGUUCUGCUGAGUUACAACUGAAUAUUAAUGCUCAAAAAGCAAAAUUGUAGCUUCUAAUAUUCUCAAUAGAAAGUCAUACUCUAGUGUUUCCCAUUUAUGGCAAUAACUGAUCUCUCAGAUCAUAACUACCAAACCUUUUUACCUUUUAUCUACUGACUUGUUGAUUUUGUAAGCCUGCUGUGCAAGGCAUUUAUUUGAAAGGAUGUGGGACUCUUUAAUCUCCUAUCCUGCUUAUGAGGGCUUGCUCGUGUCUGAUUUUUGUAAAGGAAAAGUUUACAGUAUUGGGCUCUCUCCAUUAAUAGCAAAGUCUGAAUCUAUUUUUGUGGUGACAUAAAUGGCACAGGAAUUGAUGGAGUAGGAAGCCAUGGUACAGAAAGUAUCUGUCAGCUAUGCCCACACUGUAAUGGGACUAGUUUUAAGCUUGCUCGUAGCUCAGUCAUCCAAGGCCGUUGUCAUUUUAGACUCUUCCUUUACAAAGUAGGGGGAAAACUGAUGUUUUGUAAAACAGCCACAUGGUACAUUUCCAGUACUGUUUGAUUUGCAACAUGUAGUGUGCAAUGCAAUAGAUUUGCUUGUAAUUCAGACGAGAUGUCAAUCACGACCUCUUGGCUUUUCCUCUAAUCAGCACUGAAGAGGUAGGAGGCCUCAGGUGGUGGGGAAGAAUGGGGUAACAGUUGAGCACUUUGUGCAGUGUUUCAUAUUCUCAGUUCACUAGUGUAGUUCAGGUUAAAUAGCCAGCUAGAGCACGACUCCUAGACAAUGCAGUCUAACAAAGCAAUGAUUUGCUGGUGCACAAAAUAAUCUUCCUCAUAACACUUUAAAGCCUUUUCAGUGUAUAAUCCAGAAGAGCUGAUGGGCUCUCUUGUGGGAUCUUGAGUCAAAGGCUGUCUUUUAAAAAAAACAAAAAAACAAAAAUGUUCUACCACUUUGGGAUCCUUGUGGAUCUCUUCUCACGUUGGCUCUUGGUGUCUCACUAAUUGAGACUAGUCUCUGAGGUCCCACUCUGAGAGCAGGAGCCUGCCACAGUUUUGGUAUCUCCACAGAGAUCACCUCUCAACUCCACUCCAUCUUUCUAAGGAAGCCUCUUGCGGAGGAUGUUUCAACUAGUGGCAUGUGGAUAUUGAAGUAAUGUUCUCACAAGAGGGAGAUCAAGAAGCAACUGCAUUAUUCUUAGGCCUUCUAAUGUUGUAUUCUAGUCCUAACAAGCCUAUGUCUGAUGGUUUUUAUAUGUAUAUAUAUUUUUAUAUGCCACCUUUUUACCUGACAGUAUUAAUGUUUAAUGCAUUUAUAAACUUGAUUUGUAAAUGGCA